CGUCGGAGGGGGGAGGUAGAAUACCCCCAGCUGUCCAUGGAGGGGGACAUUAUGUUGGGGGGAAUCUUCUCUUUCCAUAGCCGCUGGGAGGAAGGACAGAAUACCUUCUCACACACACCUUUGCCACUACAGUGCAUUCGUUUGAAUUUCAGGGGCUUCCAGUAUACCCAGGCUAUGCGUUUUGCCAUCGAAGAGAUAAAUAACAGCUCAGACCUGCUCCCUGGAAUCUCUCUGGGCUAUAAGAUCUAUGAUUCAUGUGGAUCCAUUGCUAGAGCUGUGAAAGUCGCUCUAGCCUUGGUUAAUGGUAAUGAAAUGGUGUCUGCAUCCUCUGACAAACCAUGUACAAGACCUGCUCAAGUGCAAGCCAUCAUGGGAGAGACCUUCUCUUCUCCAUGCAUGGCUAUCGCUACUGUCGUCGGGCCCUUUUAUAUCCCACUGAUCAGCCAUGCAGCUACUUGUGCUUGCCUCAGUGAUAAAACCAAGUACCCAUCCUUUCUCAGAACAAUACCAAGUGACAAUUACCAGAGCAGAGCCUUGGCCCAGUUGGUCAAACACUUCGGUUGGACUUGGGUUGGAGCUUUAAGAACAAACGAUGAUUAUGGCAACAAUGGCAUGGCUACUUUCACAGCAACGGCCCAACGGCUGGGCAUUUGUCUGGAGUACUCUUUAUCCGUCUUUAGAACGGAUCCACCAGACAAAAUACAAAAGGUAAUGGACACCAUCAAGGCCUCCACUUCUAAAGUGAUUGUUGCCUUCCUCUCUGCCUCAGAUAUGCACAUGCUAACACGCAAGCUGUCUGAGAACAACCUGACAGGAUACCAAUGGGUAGGCAGUGAGGGCUGGAUCUUUGACUCCCAAAUCGCAGCCACAGGUGGGCAUCAUGUUCUGGAUGGUGCUAUAGGUCUGUCAAUCCCUAAAGCUCAAGUCAGUGGUAUGAGAGAGUUCAUGCUGGAUGUGAAGCCACUUAAUUCAUCUAGUAAUGAAAUGUUCACAGAGUUUUGGGAGACACUAUUUCAAUGUAGGUUCAAGAAAACAGCAGGAAACCAGAGAGAAUGUACUGGACAGGAAGAUCUGACUGAAGUUCAGAACAGCUUCACUGACAUGUCUCUAAUGCCGAUCUUUAACAAUGUCUAUAAAGGAGUGUAUGCUGUGGCCCACGCACUUCAUAGGAUGCUCAGCUGCAAUAAAACAUGUAACAAUAAAGAGCAGCUGGAUCCAUCCAUGUGCACAUCUCCUCAGAUUUUACGGCACAUUCAGCAGAUUCAGUUCAAAACAAAGGAAGGAGAUGAUGUUUACUUCAAUGAGAAUGGAGACCCACCAGCAAAGUAUGAAAUUAUUAACUGGCAGCCAAAUAAAAAUGGCAUUGUAGACUUUGUCGCAGUUGGCCUUUAUGACGCAUCACUACCAGCAGAUAGGCAGCUUAUUCUGCACAAUAGGUCUUUAAUUUGGGCAGAAAACUCACAAAAGGUGCCUCAGUCAGUCUGCAGCGAGAAAUGCCACCCAGGAACUCGCAAGGUUCUCCAGAAGGGGAAGCCUGUCUGCUGCUAUGACUGCCUCAGAUGUGCAGAGGGAGAGAUAAGCAAUAUUGCAGAUUCUAUCACCUGUGAAGAAUGUCAGCCUGACUACUGGUCCAAUGAGAGAAGAGAUGCCUGUGUAAAAAAGGAGGCAGAGUUUCUAUCUUAUAAAGAGAUUUUGGGAGCACUCCUCACUUCAGCCUCACUUUUAGGAACAUUUAUGACUGCUGUCGUCGCCUUCAUUUUUUUCAGACACAGACACACGCCGAUUGUUCGGGCCAACAACUCUGAGCUGAGCUUCCUCCUGCUCUUCUCCUUAACUCUGUGCUUCCUGUGCUCUCUCACUUUCAUCGGCCGGCCCUCUGAGUGGUCCUGCAUGCUGAGACACACAGCAUUCGGCAUCACCUUUGUCCUCUGUAUAUCAUGUGUUCUAGGGAAAACUAUAGUUGUGUUAAUGGCCUUCAGGGCGACACUUCCAGGGAGUAACGUGAUGAAAUGGUUCGGGCCAACUCAGCAGAAACUCAGUGUUCUUGGUUUCACACUUAUACAAAUACUCAUAUGUAUCCUCUGGUUAACGAUCUCUCCCCCGUUUCCCUUCAAGAACUUGAAGGAGUUCAAGAACAAAAUCAUAUUAGAGUGUGCUUUUGGCUCAGCUGUGGGUUUUUGGGCAGUACUUGGGUAUAUAGGACUUCUGGCCAUGUUUUGUUUCGUGCUGGCUUUUCUAGCCAGAAAGCUGCCUGAUAAUUUUAAUGAAGCUAAGUUCAUCACAUUCAGCAUGCUGAUAUUCUGUGCUGUAUGGAUUACUUUUAUCCCUGCAUAUGUCAGCUCUCCUGGGAAGUUUAGCGUUGCUGUGGAGAUAUUUGCCAUUCUAGCCUCUACUUUUGGACUACUUAUUUGUAUUUUUGUUCCAAAAUGUUACAUUAUCUUACUGAAACCAGGGAAGAAUACAAAAAAGAAUAUCAUGGGGAAGGGAGCAACAAAAUCCUACUAA
Messenger RNA from Cheilinus undulatus (humphead wrasse), 2505 nucleotides. RefSeq names its product extracellular calcium-sensing receptor-like. Gene Ontology annotation, molecular function: G protein-coupled receptor activity. Gene Ontology annotation, biological process: G protein-coupled receptor signaling pathway. The record is from RefSeq and is a predicted model, not a curated record. The transcript has 6 exons. The coding region runs from base 37 to 2505 and encodes 822 amino acids. NCBI's taxonomy places the organism in Eukaryota, Metazoa, Chordata, Actinopteri, Labriformes, Labridae. Gene Ontology annotation, cellular component: membrane.